Messenger RNA from Dromiciops gliroides (monito del monte), 6072 nucleotides. RefSeq names its product myelin transcription factor 1 (gene MYT1). Gene Ontology annotation, biological process: regulation of transcription by RNA polymerase II. The record is from RefSeq and is a predicted model, not a curated record. Gene Ontology annotation, molecular function: DNA-binding transcription factor activity, RNA polymerase II-specific; zinc ion binding; RNA polymerase II cis-regulatory region sequence-specific DNA binding. NCBI's taxonomy places the organism in Eukaryota, Metazoa, Chordata, Mammalia, Microbiotheria, Microbiotheriidae. Gene Ontology annotation, cellular component: nucleus.
GCAGGCUUAGGAGUUCACACACUGAGGGGGAGCAGAUAUUUAAUUGAAACCAACAAACAAUCUUGCUCGCAUGUGACUGGUGUAAGCGAAGUGGCUGCCCUCCAACUCCUCCCCCCACCUCCAUCCACCCAGCCCCCCAUGUAAAUUUCAUGAUUGCUUUCCGUGAUGUCAUUUUGAAAGGGGAAAGACAAUAGCUGUGGGGAAAGAAAAUGAGUUCCGGGGUGAGCUGCUGAGUCAAAGGUGGACCCACGGAGAAAAGAUCAGCAGCUGCGAGAGCACAAAAAGCAUACCCGGCAAACUGAGCAAGAUGAGCUUAGAAAAUGACGACAAGAGAGCUCGCACAAGAUCUAAGGCAAUACGAGUGCCCACGGAACUCAUAGGACAGGAGGUGAGCUGCCCCACACCAGGAUGCAAUGGUUCAGGGCACAUCCGUGGGAAGUAUUCAAGGCACAGAAGUUUACAAAGCUGUCCUCUAGCGAAGAAAAGAAAGCUUCAAGACACGGAGGCGGAGCACCUGGUGUCCAAGAGGAAAUCUCACCCUCUGAAGCUGGCUCUUGAUGAAGGCUACAAUGUAGAUAGUGAUGGCAGUGAGGAGACAGAGGUGAAGGAGGAUUCUGUCUCUGAUGAAUCGGAAGGAACUUUGGAAGAGGAAGAGCCUGAACCCAUAGAACAGGAGGAGAUUCAUAGCCCGGAGCCAGCUGAAGGAAGGAGCCCUACCAAGUCCCACUACAGACCCAAUGCGUCCAGCGGUCCAACUGGCCCCUCAAAGGGCAAUUACAGCAGCUACCAGGAAAUCAUUGCCACUUCUCUCUUAAACUUGGGCCAAAUUGCAGAAGAAACCCUGGCUAUUGAAGGCCAGCUACCUGAGAGCCAAGGGCAAGCUCCGAAACCUGGAGCCAACGUUGUCCACUUGGUUCAGGACGGGGCUGGAGAGGGGGUAUCGGGGGAAGAGGGAGAAAAGGAAAUCUUCAUCCAGACGGAGGAUGCUGAGGAGGUCAUUGAGGUCACAGGCGAGAGGGGAGGAGAGAUGUGUCUGGAGCCCCGAGAAGGCCUGACCAGUCACGACUCCCGCAAAUCCCAGACUGGGGCACAGGCCACUGAAGAGGAAGAGGACGAUGAGGAAGAGGAGGAGGACGACGAGGAGGACGACGAGGAUGAGGACGAGGAGGAAGAAGAGGAGGAAGAGGACGACGAGGAGGAAGAGAAGCCCCCCGAAGUGGUCUGCGAAGAAGUCCCCCAUGCCUCCCAGGAUCCCCCAAAGCCUCACUGCCCCAGCCAACUUAGCCCUCAGCCUGAAUACUCGGUCAUCGUCGAGGUGCGCUCCGACGGCGACAAAGACGACGAUGCACACUCCCAGAAGUCCGCGGUGACCGACGAGUCAGACAUGUACGACAUGAUGACCCGGGGGAACCUGGGCCUCCUCGAGCAAGCCAUCGCGCUAAAGGCGGAGCAAGUGCGGGUAGUUAGGGAGCCCGGCCGGUUGCCCCCAGAAGCGGGGAAACCGCUCCCAACAGACGGGAAGCAAAACCGGCCCCUGGACACCGUCCGGAAAAAUUACUACAGCAAAGAUGCUUCAAGAGCUGAGAAGCGUGAGAUCAAAUGCCCCACUCCAGGUUGUGAUGGGACUGGUCAUGUCACAGGAUUGUACCCUCAUCAUCGGAGUCUGUCUGGCUGCCCCCACAAGGACAGGAUUCCUCCAGAGAUCUUGGCCAUGCAUGAGAAUGUGUUGAAAUGCCCCACUCCUGGCUGUACAGGGCAAGGUCACGUAAACAGCAACCGGAACACACACAGAAGUUUGUCUGGGUGUCCCAUUGCUGCAGCUGAAAAAUUAGCCAAAUCUCAUGAGAAGCAACAGCCGCAGGCGGGCGAUCCUUCCAAGAGUAGCUCAAAUUCUGAUCGGAUUCUCAGGCCUAUGUGCUUCGUCAAGCAGCUGGAGAUUCCUCAGUAUGGGAGUUACAGGCCCAACAUGGUUCCAGCCACACCCAGGGCCAACCUGGCUAAGGAGCUGGAGAAGUACUCCAAGGUCACCUUCGAUUAUGCAAGUUUUGAUGCUCAGGUUUUUGGCAAACGCAUGCUUGCCCCAAAGAUUCAGACUAGCGAAACCUCACCGAAAGCCUUUAAAUGCUUCGACUACUCCCAUGAUGCCGAGGCUGCACACAUGGCUGCCACUGCCAUCUUAAAUCUCUCCACCCGCUGCUGGGAAAUGCCAGAGAAUCUCAGCACGAAGCAGCAAGAUCUCCCCAGCAAGUCUAUGGACAUUGAGGUGGAUGAAAACGGGACUCUGGACUUAAGCAUGAAUAAACACCGCAAACGAGAGAACGCCUUCCCAAGCAGCAGCAGCUGCAGCAGCAGUCCCAGUGUCAAAUCCCCAGAUGUUUCCCAACGCCAAAACAGCACCAGUGCCACUAGCAGCACCAUGACCUCACCCCAGUCCAGUCAGACCUCGAGGCAGGAUGAGUGGGAUGGCCCCAUCGACUAUACCAAACCCAGCCGUCAGCGAGAGGAGGAGCCUGAAGAGUCAGAGCCAGCAGCAAAUUCUUUUGCUUCCUCUGAAGCAGAUGACCAGGAAGUGUCAGAGGAGAACUUUGAAGAGCGGAAGUAUCCAGGGGAAGUUACCUUAACCAACUUUAAGCUGAAGUUCCUCUCCAAGGACAUUAAGAAGGAGCUGCUCACCUGUCCCACCCCAGGCUGUGAUGGCAGUGGACACAUCACUGGAAACUAUGCCUCCCAUCGCAGCCUUUCUGGUUGUCCUCUUGCUGACAAGAGCCUCAGAAACCUCAUGGCUGCACACUCUGCUGACCUCAAGUGCCCAACUCCUGGAUGUGAUGGUUCUGGUCACAUAACGGGAAAUUAUGCAUCACAUAGGAGUUUGUCAGGCUGCCCUCGUGCCAAGAAAAGUGGAAUAAAAGUAACACCUACAAAAGAUGAUAAGGAGGACCCAGAGCUGAUGAAGUGUCCUGUUCCAGGCUGUGUUGGACUUGGACAUAUCAGUGGCAAGUAUGCCUCCCACCGCAGCGCUUCUGGGUGUCCAUUGGCAGCCAGGAGGCAAAAGGAAGGGUCACUUAAUGGCUCAUCAUUUUCCUGGAAAUCACUCAAGAAUGAGGGGCCUACCUGUCCCACUCCUGGCUGUGAUGGCUCAGGUCAUGCCAAUGGGAGCUUCCUCACACACAGAAGUUUGUCAGGCUGUCCCAGAGCAACUUUUGCGGGAAAGAAGGGAAAACUCUCAGGGGAUGAAAUUCUCGGCACAAAGUUCAAGACCAGUGAUGUGCUUGAGAAUGAUGAAGAAAUCAAACAGCUAAAUAAGGAGAUCAAUGAGCUAAAUGAGUCCAACACAGAGAUGGAGGAGGCCAUGGUGAAACUGCAGUCACAGAUAUCCACCAUGGAGAAAAAUCUCAAGAAUAUUGAGGAAGAAAACAAGAUCAUAGAGGAGCAGAAUGCCUUGUUCCUGGAGCUUUCUGGCCUAAGCCAGGCACUCAUCCAAAGUCUAGCCAACAUCCGCCUUCCGCAUAUGGAGCCAAUCAGUGAACAUUUUGAUGCUUACGUCAACACCCUUACUGACAUGUACAACCAAGAGUGCUACCAGAACCCAGAAAACAAGGACCUGCUUGAGAGCAUCAAGCAAGCUGUCAAGGGGAUCCAGGUCUAGUCCUUCAGGAACAACAUAGACCCAAGUCAAACGAUCAAUGACUAACUAAAGGCUAUUAGAAGAUGAAAACCUUCACUCCCAAGUAUUCAGGUUUACAAGUUGUAAAACUUGUUUAAUGAAUGAAAAGGACCAAAACAUAACCGAGAGGCCAUUUAUAAGAAGAACUGAAUCAAACUCCAUUUUCUUAUUUACCUCCUAGUCCCUCUUGCAGAUGGUAGGGAGUUUUCUUACUCAUAGCAACACACUAGAUGGGCAUCCAGGAUGGCACCACCAUGAUUGGCUGAAGAGCUUGGGGAACUUGAGGAGAGAGGAGAUCAGAGGGCAUCCAAGGUAAGGGGGGAAGGUCUGGAGUUCAGUGUUACCUAAGAGACUGACCAACUUAAACACCCAUUGUCUGUGACUGUGAAGAUACAGCCCCCUCCCCCAUUCAUCCAUGAUCCCGUGCUGAUGUAAUACAGCACCAGAGCUGCAAGUAACCUUUUGAUGUGAACCUCCUCAAGGCCUCAGACCCUGAAGGUACUCAGAUAGCCGAUGGGUAGAAACUCUGAAGUAUUUAAAAAAAAAAAGUCCUUUAUUUUUAUUUUCUAAAAGAAAUCCGCAGAGCAGUUCCGAAUCUCCAGUGGAAAGCGCAAUGGAAAAGGUUCUCAGGGAAGCUUUUGGAGUUUGCAACUACAGUAUUCCUUUGUCUGUCGUAACCACGAAAAAAUAGCUGUUUAGGAAUAGACCAGCGCCAGAAAUUUCACACCAAUGCUCAGUGUGUCAGGGUCCACUGUCUCUACUCUGGGAGGUCUUGCUUCCCUAGAGUUCUGGUUCUGCUACUUGUCAAGGCCAUUCUGCCGGUGGGAGAAAUGACAUCUCAGCACCAGGAAAAAUAUUUUUAGACAUGGUUAAAGAUACAGUGUGCAAAGGCCCAAAGGGGUCCAGCAGAGACUGUGUCUCUGAUUGGUAGCAGAUUGUGUUAUUUUUUUUAAUUAAUUUAAUAUAUAUAUAUAUAUAAAUAUAAUUUUUUGACAAGGCUAUUGGGACUAAAAGCACUGUUCCAAGAGAGAAAAAUUUGGGUAUAGAUCUUCCAAAGAAUCCCUUUAGUCCACCACUCCAUGACUAUAGCCCACUGCUCACUUAAAGAGCUGAAACCACCACAAUGUUCCUAUAGGGAUGCACCUCUAGUUUCACAUCCUUGUGAACAAAGAAGGUUCAGAGGAAUGGUUCUUCCAAGGCUGUAAAGAAAUGCUUGAUGUGUUGGCCCAAAGCCCACCCUACUCCCUACCCUUCACACCUCCCUAGACUACAGAUAGUGCAGGCACCCAGAAUCUACUACUACAGUAUAGAGGCACUUACUGUCAUUUCAGAAGUUUAAGAGGGGUGCAAAACUAGAACCCCACAGAGCACCAGUGUAUGACAUUCUUACCUUUUCAGGCUUCUCUGAACAGCCACUGUGAUCUACUGAACAGCCAAGCUGUUGCUUGAAUUCCCUGGGGGAAAUUGCUGUCAGGUAGAACUGAUCUCUGGGCCAUAGGUGACAGGGUGGUGAUGGAUGAAGGGUAAGGGGAUGGGGAGUAGGACGACAUUAGAUAUGUCAAUAAUUAAGUUCCAAAUACAGUAUCACAAAGAUUACACUUCUUUUGAGAAUCCAUUCAAGGUGCAAAUAAAUAAAUAAAUAAAUAAAUAAGGAAAAGAAAAUUUUAAUGUGUUAAAAACACAAUGUUCUUAACAUGUAAAUAGAGUCCAAAUUGAUGGUGACUGCAAUUCAGAGUUAGUAUUUAAAAGUAGAAAAUUGCACUUCCUGGAAGAAAAAAAAAGUAGUUAGUUUGAUUAUUCUGUAAAUUAUUUAAUUUUGACAAGAUGUAUGUAAUUUAUAUUCACAACACCUUAUGUUAACAUUUGCUAUUUAUUUAACAUUUUUUAUUUAUUAAUUUUAUACUGUUUUAAACUAGACACCAUACCAGGGUACCAUGAGAAGGAAAUAAAUGGAAACAAAGAAAAAUACAAUGUUUUGAGCAUAGUAGAGUCCACACUUGCAAAACAAAUCUAGAUAUGGCUUCUAAUUGUAAUUUUGAUGCGACCAAGUUAUUUUAUAUAUAUUUUGUUAUUUAUUCUUUUAAUAAUGGGAUUUUUUUAAAGAUAUUUUGUAACUGAGAAGUUUUGAUAAUUUGGGGUUUUUUUCAUGGGAGGGGUGGGACCUGAGAGAGACACUUUUUAGUUUUCCUUUCCCCCCCCCUUUUUUUGGGUUCCUCUUGUUUCAGGCACUGAUAACAGGAAAUGAAGAUGCUGUAUUUAUUAUUUAUUUAAUAUUUAAUUCAAAUGAAGUGUGCUCUGGGUGUAUUUAUUUUGUCAUGUUUGUGUGUCAGUUCUGUGAUGACUGAGUAAUUGUUUCUGUGAAGGAAUACUGUUGAUAUUUCAAUAAUAAACAGUCCCGUUGAAAGUAA